AAAUGAUGUGAUGCUAAAUGAUGAAUGAGAGCAAAUAUAAUAUUCAUGCAGUGUGAAGCUGCAGAGAGAAACAUCAGACUUAGGACAGAAACACACAACCUCUAAAAUAUGGACCAAACUCUGUAUUUCAUUCUUCUUCUCAUUGCUCUCUGCUCCGUAUCUGAAUGUGUUCAGCAUCAGUAUCACUUUAUAAAUGAGAUGAAGAACUGGACUGAAGCUCAGAGAUACUGCAGAGAGAAAUACACAGAUCUGGCCACAGUUGACAACAUGCAUGACAUGAAUGAGAUAAACCAGAGUGUGAAUGAUGGAAGUGUUGAGUUUGUCUGGAUUGGGCUACAAAAGGCGGGUCAUGAUGAAUGGCAGUGGUCUUCAGGUGAACCUGCACUCAAUCUGAGCUGGGGAGAUAAACAACCAGAAGGCAGAGAUAUUUGUGGUAUGAUAGAAAACGAAAAUUUGGGGGAUCUGCCAUGUUAUGAUAACCGGCAUUUCAUCUGCAACAACACGAACACAGAACUUGUCUUUGUCAAUCAGAUGAAAAACUGGACAGAUGCUCAGAGUUACUGCAGACAGAAUCACACUGAUCUGGUCAGUGUGAGAAACCAGAAUGAGAGUCAACAGGUUCAGCAGUUGAUUACAAACAAAAAAAAUAAAUCACAAGUCUGGAUUGGUCUGUUCAGAGUCAGAGACUCGUGGCGGUGGUCAGAUCAGAGUGACUCCUCAUUCAGAUACUGGAAAUCUCAUCAACCUGAUAAAUAUGGACUUGGUGAAGACUGUACAGCUUUUGAACUGAAAGCUCUGGGACGGUGGCAUGACAUCUCUUGCAGCCAGACAUUUCCUUUUGUGUGUCAUGAAGAUGCUGAACUGAUUCUGAUCAAAGAGAAUCUGAUGUGGUCUGAAGCUCUAAGAUACUGCAGACAGAAACAUAUGGAUCUGGUCUCUGUUCAUUCAAAAGAGAUUCAGCGUCGUGUGAUGAACGUGGUUAAACGGGCGUCUACUGCAGCGGUGUGGUUGGGUUUACGUCACUCCUGCACUGUGGGCAUCUGGUUCUGGGUGAGUGGAGAGACCGUGUGCUAUCAGAACUGGGCUCCAGGGAACGGCACAUCAGAGGAGAACUGUGAACAUACAGUGAGAUCUGGAGCAGUUCAGUCUGGAGGAGAUCAGCGCUGGAUCAGCCGUCCUGGAAAUGACAAACUCAACUUCAUCUGCAGCAGAUUAUAAGAGUGAAAGGAUACACAGACCUUUUCAUGUUAGAAAACAAAUGCUUAUGUUUUCACAUCCUUUCACAACUUCAUUUUCAUUCAUCAGAUUGUAAAGUAAUAAUUUUAACAAUUUCAGUCUCAGCAGGCAGUCCUACCUGAUGAGGGUUAAAAGGGC
Messenger RNA from Labeo rohita (rohu), 1374 nucleotides. RefSeq names its product macrophage mannose receptor 1. NCBI's taxonomy places the organism in Eukaryota, Metazoa, Chordata, Actinopteri, Cypriniformes, Cyprinidae. The record is from RefSeq and is a predicted model, not a curated record. The coding region runs from base 109 to 1218 and encodes 369 amino acids. The transcript is spliced from 5 exons.